AUGGAUUCAUUCAUGGAUUUUUAUUUCGACGAAGUAUUCAUAAAUCUGGAUAGAGACUGUCUAAACGAGCGAUACAAGAGACGGGAAUUAGUGCAGUAUUUUAAUUCUGUGAUUACCGGUUGUGCCAAAGGACAAAACAAAUCCGAUAACGCAACAUGCAAGAACUUCGUGAAUUCAGCCCUUAAGUACCACAAUAACUGUAAGUCGGACAAUGGCGACGUGUGUCUUAUGGGGAAGUACCACAAUCUUUUAUAUAUAGCCAUGAAGUUGGCUUUUGACUGGAGCUUACAGGAUAAUGGAGUAGUUGCUUCAUUGUUAGAUGAGCUGUACGCUUGUGAGCGGACUUUUGAAAGGAUAUUUUUAGGUGCAAUCUUUGGUACAUCAGCACCUUACUUCUUAGCCGGAUGGAAGUCGGACUUCGUAGACCGACAGGAAAACGUUCACGCCCUAGUCUUCUUUUUAGACCACGCAACGAACGCAAAUUUAGAAUUCAAAGACGAAGAGAAGACUUAUCGCUUUAUAGACGUUCCUCUGGAGAGCUGUGGCAAAGCUUCACCAGUACGAGUGGUUAUACAGAUGGGAGCAGCUGAAAUUCUGAUGAUCCUACUCCGAUUUGGAGCUAGAAUAACCGCGGACCACGUAUCGAGUAACCCCAUAGAGACAAUCCUGGACCGGCUUCAGGAAUAUAACGGACAGUAUCCCAACGAGCUGGUCACUUGUUUGAAGCUGACUUUGAGGGCCGUUCCACAUUUGAAUUUGACAGUUGACAAGAGCGCUUUAAAGCACCUAGAGUUGCCAGAAGAUUAUAAUUAUCAACGAAGAAUUGUAUUGGAAAAGUACGGGGAGAUUUUAAAGGAUCAUUUAGUGCCAAGUUCUCGGUGUGGAUUGCAACCAGUUGAGUUGAAGCACUUAUGUCGUUGUCAAAUUAGACAUGUUUUGUGGGGGAAUUUCGAGUUGCCAUUUGGGAUACAAAAUUUGCCGAUACCGAUGUCUUUGAAGAAGUACUUGGAUUUGUGUGAAGAUUGA
Molecule: messenger RNA, 1026 nt
Organism: Pieris macdunnoughi
Lineage: Eukaryota; Metazoa; Arthropoda; Insecta; Lepidoptera; Pieridae
Source: the annotation of a GenBank genome assembly